AUGUCAUUCUCAGGGCCAAUCACUCCUCCAAUGGAGUCCACUGGUGACCAAUUAAUGACUUUAGAAACCCAAGAUGGAAUUGCAUUACAAGGUUACUCCUUUGGUGCUCCAGUUUCCACUGCUGGUGAAGUUGUCUUCCAAACUGGUAUGGUUGGUUACCCAGAAUCCAUCACCGAUCCAUCUUACGAGGGUCAAAUUUUGGUUAUCACCUACCCAUUGGUUGGUAACUAUGGUGUGCCAGAUCGUGAAUUGAAAGAUUUAGAUGUUCCUGAAUUGCCACGUUACUUUGAAUCUAGUAAGAUUCAUAUUGCUGGUUUGGUUGUUGCUCACUACACUGAAGAAUACUCCCAUUUCUUAGCCAAGUCCUCCUUGGGUCAAUGGUUAAAGGAGCAGGGUAUUCCAGCUAUUUACGGUGUUGAUACUCGUUCCUUGACCAAGCGUUUAAGAGAAAAGGGUUCUACUUUAGGUCGUUUGGCUUUACAAAACUCUAAAAGCCCAGAGGCUUUUGAUUCCAAGUUAUGGAGGAACCAUUUUGAAAUUCCUGAAUGGGAUGAUCCAAAUGUCAAGAACUUAGUUGCUAAAGUCUCAGUUAAGAAGCCAGUUUUGUACUCUCCUAAGCCUGAAACUGCCCUCAAAGGUAAGAACGGUAAGACUCUCAGAAUUGUUGCCAUUGAUGUCGGUAUGAAAUUCAACCAAAUCCGUUGUUUUGUUAGACGUGGUGUUGAAUUAUUGGUAGUUCCAUGGGACUAUGAUUAUACCAAGGAAGAAUACGAUGGUUUAUUCAUUUCUAACGGUCCAGGUGAUCCAUCUGUUAUGACUGAAAAUGUUGAUCGUUUGAGAACUGUCUUGAAACAAGGUAAGACUCCAGUUUUUGGUAUCUGUCUUGGUCAUCAAUUAUUGGCCAGAGCUAGCGGUGCCUCCACUUUAAAGUUGAAGUUCGGUAACCGUGGUCAUAACAUUCCAUGUACCUCCACCAUCUCAGGUCGUUGUUAUAUCACAUCCCAAAAUCAUGGUUAUGCUGUUGAUACCAACACCUUAGCCCCAGGUUGGAAGGAAUUAUUUGUUAACGCUAACGAUGGUUCAAAUGAAGGUAUCUACCAUGAAACUGAACCGGUCUUCUCCGUUCAAUUCCACCCUGAAUCUACCCCUGGUCCAAGGGACACUGAAUUCUUAUUUGAUGUUUUCAUUCAAUCUGUCCAAGAUUUCAAUGCUACUGGUGUUAAGAAGGCCGUUGAGUUCCCAGGUGGUAACUUGGCUGAAAACAGAGCUGCUCACCCAAGAAUCCAACCAAAGAAGGUGUUAGUCUUGGGUUCCGGUGGUUUAUCCAUCGGUCAAGCUGGUGAAUUCGAUUACUCUGGUUCUCAGGCUAUCAAGGCUUUGAAGGAAGAGGGUAUUUACACUGUUUUAAUUAACCCUAAUAUCGCUACCAUCCAAACUUCUAAGGGUUUAGCAGAUAAAGUCUACUUUUUGCCAGUUACUGCUGAAUUUGUCCGUAAGGUUAUUCAAUUUGAAAGACCAGAUGGUAUCUACUGUACUUUUGGUGGUCAAACUGCUUUGGGUGUAGGUAUUAAGUUGAAAGAUGAAUUUGAAAGCCUUGGAGUUAAGGUUUUAGGUACUUCUAUUGACACUGUUAUCACCACUGAAGAUCGUGAAUUAUUUGCCUCUGCUAUGGCAGAAAUUGGUGAAAAGUGUGCUAGAUCUGAAGCUUGUAACAAUGUCGAAGAGGCUGUUCAAGCUGCAAAGGAUAUCGGGUUCCCAUUAAUCAUCAGAGCUGCAUUCGCUCUUGGUGGUCUCGGUUCUGGUUUUGCUGACAAUGAAGAGGAAUUAGUUGCUCUUUGUAACAAAGCUUUCGCUACUUCUCCACAAGUUUUAGUUGAAAGAUCAAUGAAGGGCUGGAAAGAAGUCGAAUAUGAAGUUGUUAGAGAUGCUUUCGACAACUGUAUUACUGUCUGUAAUAUGGAAAAUUUCGAUCCAUUAGGUAUCCAUACUGGUGACUCCAUUGUCGUCGCUCCAUCCCAAACCUUAUCUGACGAAGAUUACAAUAUGUUAAGAACUACUGCUGUUAACGUUAUCCGUCACUUGGGAGUCGUUGGUGAAUGUAACAUUCAAUAUGCUUUGAACCCUUUCUCCAAGGAAUACUGUAUUAUUGAAGUCAAUGCUCGUUUAUCUAGAUCUUCAGCUUUAGCUUCUAAGGCCACUGGUUACCCAUUAGCUUAUACUGCUGCUAAGUUGGGUUUAAAUAUCCCAUUGAACGAAAUUAAGAAUUCUGUCACUAGAUCUACUUGUGCUUGCUUCGAACCUUCCUUGGAUUAUGUUGUGGUCAAGAUUCCAAGAUGGGAUUUAAAGAAAUUUACCAGAGUUUCAUCUCUUUUAUCCUCCUCGAUGAAAUCAGUUGGUGAAGUUAUGUCUAUUGGUAGAACUUUUGAAGAAGCUAUUCAGAAAGCUAUCAGAUCUACUGAUUACCACAAUUUAGGUUUUGGUAAAAACGAUAACUCCUUUAUCAGUAUUGAUGACGAAUUACAAACUCCUUCAGAUCAACGUUUGUUUGCUAUCGCUAACGCUUUAGCCGAUGGUUACUCUGUCGAAAAGGUUUGGAAAUUAACCAAUAUUGACAAGUGGUUCUUAAACAAGUUGAAUGGUUUGAUCCAGUACGCUGACAAGAUUUCAUCAUUUGGAACCAAGGAAAACUUACCUGUUUCUAUUUUAAGACAAGCUAAACAGUUAGGUUUCGAAGAUCGUCAAAUUGCUAAAUUCUUGAACUCUAAUGAAGUUGCCAUCAGAAGAUUGAGAAAGGAAGCAGGUGUUAUUCCAUUUGUUAAACAAAUCGAUACCGUUGCUGCUGAAUUCCCAGCUCACACUAACUAUUUGUACAUUACUUACAAUGCUGACUCCAAUGAUGUUAAAUUCGAUGACCAUGGUGUUAUUGUUUUGGGUUCCGGUGUCUAUAGAAUUGGUUCUUCUGUAGAAUUCGACUGGUGUGCAGUUAGAGCUAUCAGAACUUUAAGAGAAAAUGGUACCAAGACUAUUAUGAUCAACUACAACCCAGAAACUGUUUCUACCGAUUAUGAUGAAGCUGACAGAUUAUACUUUGAGACUAUUAACUUGGAAAGAGUAUUAGAUAUCUAUGACCUUGAACAAUCUGCAGGUGUUAUCAUUUCUAUGGGUGGUCAAACAUCCAACAAUAUUGCAUUAACUUUACACCGUCAAAACGUUAAGAUCUUGGGUACAUCACCAGAAAUGAUUGAUUCGGCUGAAAACAGAUAUAAAUUCUCUCGUAUGUUGGAUAAGAUCGGUGUUGAUCAACCAGCUUGGAAAGAGUUGACUUCUUUCAAAGAAGCUGAAGUGUUCGCUGAAAAGGUCACCUAUCCUGUUCUUGUUCGUCCAUCUUACGUCUUGUCUGGUGCUGCUAUGAAUACUGUGUACUCUCGUGAUGAUUUGGAAAGUUACUUAUCUCAAGCUGUUGAUGUCUCCCCAGAUUAUCCUGUCGUUAUCACUAAAUAUAUUGAGAAUGCCAAGGAAAUUGAAAUGGACGCCGUCGCUAAGGAUGGUAAGAUGAUUAUGCAUGUUGUCUCUGAGCACGUUGAAAAUGCUGGUGUUCACUCUGGUGACGCCACCUUAAUUGUUCCACCUCAAGAUUUGGACCCUGAGACCGUGAGAAGAAUUGUAGAAGCUACUGCUAAAAUUGGUAAGGCUUUGGACAUCACCGGUCCUUACAAUAUUCAAUUUAUUGCUAAAGACAAUGAUAUCAAGGUCAUUGAAUGUAAUGUUCGUGCUUCCCGUUCUUUCCCAUUCAUCUCAAAGGUAGUUGGUACCGAUUUGAUUGAAAUGGCAACCAAGGCAAUCAUGGACAUGCCAGUAACUCCUUAUCCAGGUGAAAAACUACCAGAAAACUACUGUGCAGUUAAGGUUCCUCAAUUCUCUUUCUCAAGAUUAGCUGGAGCUGACCCUGUGUUGGGUGUUGAAAUGGCUUCUACUGGUGAAGUCGCUACUUUCGGUAGAAACAAAUAUGAAGCUUACUUGAAAUCUUUGAUCUCUACUGGAUUCGUUUUACCAAAGAAGAACAUCUUGUUCUCCAUUGGUUCAUACAAGGAAAAGAUCGAACUCUUACCAUCCAUUAGUAAGUUGAGCGAACUCGGUUACAAAAUCUUUGCAACCGCAGGUACUGCUGAUUUCAUCAAGGAACACGAUAUCCCAGUUCAUUACUUAGAAGUUUUGAGUAAAGAAGAAGACCAAAAGUCUGAAUACUCUUUGACUCAACAUUUGGCUAAGAAUUUGAUUGACUUGUACGUCAAUUUACCAUCUUCAAACAGAUUCCGUCGUCCAGCUUCUUACAUGUCCAAGGGUUACGAAUCUCGUCGUAUGGCUGUUGAUUAUGCUAUUCCAUUAGUUACUAAUGUCAAGUGUGCUAAGUUACUUGUUGAAGCUAUUGCAAGAAACAUCACCUUAGAUGUUUCUGAUAUUGAUGCUCAAACUUCUCACACAACUGCCUCCUUACCAGGUUUAGUCAACAUCACAUCUUUUGUACCUACAUUAGAUGAUUUUGAAACUACAACAAAGACUGCAUUGGCAUCUGGUUUCACUUUCAAUGCCUUCUUACCUCAAACUCUUGAUGGUGGUUCUAUAACUGAUGCUGAAUCAUUGGCUGAAGCUGUCGAUGCUGCAUCCUCUGGUGCUUACACUGAUUUCACUUUCUCACUUGCUGCAAAUGAAACCAACUCUGAAGCAACUGCUGCUGCUUCUGAACACGCCGGAGCUUUGUUCUUACCAUUUAACGAAUUUGCUAACUCCAAGGUUUCAUCAAUUUCUAACCACUUUGCUUCAUGGCCAGAAAACAAACCAAUCAUUACCGAUGCCAGAACUACCGAUCUUGCUUCUGUUUUAUUAUUGGCUUCAUUGCACAAUAGAUCUAUUCAUAUUACCAAUGUUUCUUCUAAGGAAGAUUUAGAUUUAAUUCGUAUGGCAAAGGACAGAAAAUUACAAGUUACUUGUGAUGUUGCAGUUUACUCAUUGUUUGUGUCUCAAGCUCAAUUCUCUGGCUGUUCAUUCUUGCCAACUGAAGAAGAUCAAAGCGCUUUAUGGGAUAACUUAAAAGACGUGGAUUGUUUUUCCAUUGGUGUUACUCCAUACUUGUUAGCAAAACAUCAAGGCAAGAAGAUUAUUCCAGGCUUAGGUCUUUCUGAAGCCGUCCCAUUACUUUUAUCAGCAGUAAGAGAAAAUCGUCUCACUAUUGAUACCAUUGUCGCCAAAUUCCACACCAACCCAAUCCGUAUCUUCAACUUACCAAAACAAGAAGAAGCUUCUAUUCAAAUCGAUUUAGAUUUAUGGACCAAGUUUGAGCUUUCCUCAGCAUUCUCACCAAAAUUACAAGGUGGUGUUGAAAGAGUAACUGUUGCUGGUGAAACUGUCGUACUUGAUGGCCAAAUUUUGAGCGAGCAAGGAACUGGUAAGAAUGAAGUUAGAUCUCGUGCUGUCUUUGGUUCCAUUUCCGGUCCUUCAUCCAACUCCACUAACAUUUCAUCUUCAGAUGUUACACAAUCUCCACAAUUAUCUAGAAAGACUAGAAUGUCUUUCACUGAUGGCCGUCGCCCAUCUUUUACCAACAAAGAACCAGCUGUUUUUGAAAAAUUGGGAUCUACUUUAGUUUCUGAACCUCCAACUGUUUCUCUCAGUGAAACUAAUGCUUUGGUCAACUAUAUCCGUAAUAACAACAAGUUCUUGCGUAACUCUGUUUUGUCUGUUAAGUCAUUCACAAGAUCUGACUUGCACUCUUUGUUCACUGUUGCUCAAGAAAUGAGAUUAGCCGUUGAAAGACAAGGUGUCUUAGAUAUCUUAAAGGGUCGUUUAUUAGCUACCAUGUUCUAUGAGCCAUCAACUCGUACCUCUUCUUCAUUUGACGCUGCUAUGCAGCGUCUUGGAGGCCGUGUAGUUGCCGUUGAAGCUGGUUCAUCUUCAGUCAAGAAGGGUGAAACUUUGCAAGACACAAUUCGUUCAUUGGCUUGUUACUCUGACGCUAUUGUCUUAAGACAUCCAUCUGAAGAAUCUGCUGAUAUUGCUGCUAAAUACUCACCAGUUCCAAUUAUCAAUGGAGGAAAUGGUUCCAAAGAACACCCAACUCAAGCACUUCUCGACCUUUUCACCAUUAGAGAAGAAUUGGGUACUGUUAACGGUAUUACUGUCACUUUCAUGGGUGACUUGAAAUACGGUAGACCAGUUCACUCUUUAUGUCAUUUAUUACGUCUUUACCAAGUUCGUGUUCAACUUGUUGCUCCAAAGGAAUUACGUUUACCAACAAAUAUCCGUGACAUGUUGAUCAAGAAUGGAUUACAUGUUAUUGAAUCAGACGUUUUGACCGAAGAAAUAAUUGCCAAGUCUGAUGUCUUAUACUGUACUAGAGUUCAAGAAGAGAGAUUUGCCGACAAAGAACAAUACGAAAGAUUAAAGGAUACUUACAUUGUUGAUAAUAGGAUUUUAUCUUUUGCUAAACAACACAUGUGUGUCUUGCACCCAUUGCCACGUACCAAUGAAAUUCGUGAAGAAGUUGAUUUCGAUCAACGUGCUGCAUACUUUAGACAAAUGAGAUAUGGCUUAUUCGUUAGAAUGGCCUUAUUAGCUAUGGUUAUGGGAGUUGACUUUUAA
Molecule: messenger RNA, 6636 nt
Organism: Dujonia railenensis
Lineage: Eukaryota; Fungi; Ascomycota; Pichiomycetes; Serinales; Debaryomycetaceae
Source: the annotation of a GenBank genome assembly